Molecule: messenger RNA, 1186 nt
Organism: Closterium sp. NIES-67
Lineage: Eukaryota; Viridiplantae; Streptophyta; Zygnematophyceae; Desmidiales; Closteriaceae
Source: the annotation of a GenBank genome assembly
UCACUUCCGCCAAUCCCUGUAGCCAGUACCGCGCGCCCCAUGGGUGUCGUCCGGUCGCGCGCGAGUCCCUCCGCGGCAGUCGCCAAGCACCUCGCCGCCGCUGUCGCGCGCCUCCUCUUGCUCGCCGCGCUCUGCGCUGCGUCAGCCGCUCUGCUCGCCCUUGUCUCGUGGAUCCACCCCCACUCGUCGCAUGGCGGUGCUGCUGACAGCCAUGCAUCUCGGGGGGUGGAGCGCACAGAAUCGAGGAAAAGGGACGAGGCGAUGAGGGCAGUGUGGGAGAUGGCAGGGGCGGACAGACACCGGGCGGGGCAACUCAGACUCGGACUGGUGGUCCCACAGGUGGUCAGCUGGGAGCCGCGGAUCACGCUGCUCAAAUCCUUCCUCAGCCUAGAGGAGUGCGAGGCGCUCAAGGCCAUUGGCAGGAAGGCCCUCGAGUCCUCCACGGUCGUCGACUCCUCCUCCGGCAAGAGCUACCGCAGUGAGGUGCGCACGAGCAGCGGCAUGUUCCUCUCGCACUCCGACUCCGCACGCCCACUUGUCAAGACCAUUGAGGAGCGCAUUGCAGCGUUCUCCAACGUGCCCCCCCAAAACGGCGAGCUCAUCCAAAUACUCAAGUACAAGCAUGGCCAACACUACCUGCCCCACCCCGACUACUUCUCAGACCAGGUGAACGUGCGGCGGGGCGGACAGCGCGUAGCCACCAUGCUCAUGUACAUCGAGGCACCAGAGGAGGGCGGCGAAACCAUCUUCCCCAACGUGGGCGGCAGCAGCAAGUGUGAGUGCGGGGGCGAGCUGAAGGAGGGCAUCUGCGUGCACCCAGUCAAAGGGGACGCCGUGCUCUUCUGGAGUACGGACUUGGAGGGCGUGGUGGACCCCAAGAGUCUGCACGGCAGCUGCGACGUGCUCAAGGGGGAGAAGUGGUCCGCCACCAAGUGGAUGCGCCAACAUGAGUUCCACUGACUGCCACUCACUCGUUUUUUUACGGUUACCACAUUACAAAGGGCGUAUGCCUACGACAUAGUGUUCAGUACCAGAACCCCAAAACGAGUCUAAAGAUUGUACUCUGUUGGAAAUGAUAAAAGUGUUGUGAUAAAAUCGUACUUCUGUAACAGGCCCCUAGAUUGCAGGAAAAUUUUCCUGAUUCAGGAAAAAAACAGAGUUGUUGCUGGUACCAGUCCUGAUUGUC